This is a messenger RNA of Lachancea mirantina, 642 nucleotides long. NCBI's taxonomy places the organism in Eukaryota, Fungi, Ascomycota, Saccharomycetes, Saccharomycetales, Saccharomycetaceae. The record is from the annotation of a GenBank genome assembly.
AUGUCAGGAUUGAGAACGGUAUCGUCUUCGUCUGCGAACGGUAAGAAUUACGAUUCGAUUAUGAAGAUUCUUUUGGUUGGUGAUUCUGGGGUUGGUAAAUCGUGCCUUUUAGUUAGAUUUGUUGAAGACAAGUUCAGCCCAUCCUUCAUUACGACAAUUGGGAUCGAUUUCAAGAUCAAAACCGUUGAUAUUAAUGGUAAGAAGGUCAAAUUGCAAUUGUGGGACACAGCGGGUCAAGAAAGAUUUCGGACGAUUACAACGGCUUACUACAGAGGUGCAAUGGGCAUCAUUCUCGUUUACGACGUAACUGAUGAACGUACUUUUGCUAAUAUCAAACAAUGGUUUAGCACGGUCAACCAACAUGCGAACGACGAAGCGCAAUUGCUUUUGGUCGGUAACAAGAGCGAUAUGGAUACACGGGCAGUCACUACGGAACAAGGUGAAACACUGGCCAAAGAACUUGGUAUCCCUUUUGUCGAGGCAAGCGCCAAAGACGACACUAACGUCAACGACAUCUUUUUCCAACUUGCGAAGUUGAUUCAAGAGAAAAUCGAAAGUGAAAAGAUUGUCGGAGGUCAGGGCAAAGACGGCAGUAUUAACAUCAAUGGCGGUGGGAACGGGACGAAAUCCAACUGUUGUUAA